Messenger RNA from Aphis gossypii (cotton aphid), 1841 nucleotides. RefSeq names its product ADP-ribosylation factor GTPase-activating protein 2 (gene ArfGAP3). Lineage: Eukaryota; Metazoa; Arthropoda; Insecta; Hemiptera; Aphididae. Gene Ontology annotation, molecular function: GTPase activator activity. Bases 168 to 1778 code for a protein of 536 amino acids. Gene Ontology annotation, biological process: COPI coating of Golgi vesicle. The record is from RefSeq and is a predicted model, not a curated record. The transcript has 12 exons.
GUUUAAAAUUCUAUUAAAAAAAAUAGUUUAAUUUAACAUAUUAUAUUAUUUAUCAUUUAAUUAAGUUUCAUUCAAAGAGUAUUUUUGUUUUAAAAUUAUUUUACAUUAUUACCAUUUAUAUUGACUAAAAUAAUUAUUAAUUAUAAUUACCACUUUUAAAUAACAACAUGUCUGAAUUAAAAGUUAACAGUGAAGACAUAGAAAUUGUAUUUCAACGGCUUAGAGCAUUGCCAGCCAAUAAAACAUGUUUUGACUGUAAUUCAAAAAAUCCAACAUGGUCGAGUAUAACAUAUGGUGUGUUUAUAUGUUUGGAUUGUUCUGCAGUACAUAGGAGUUUGGGAGUUCAUUUAACUUUUGUGAGGUCUACUCAAUUAGAUACAAAUUGGACAUGGUUACAAAUGCGGCAAAUGCAAUUAGGCGGAAAUUCAAAUGCUACAGUUUUCUUCAGGCAACAUAAUUGCAUGUCUAAAGAUGCACAACAGAAAUAUAAUUCCAGAGCUGCUCAAUUAUAUAGAGAUAAACUCUUACAAAGUGCUAAACAAGCAAUGAAAACUUAUGGAACACAGUUAUUUUUGGACCAACCACACGAAACAAUUGAAGUGAAGCCAAUAGAUUUUUUUGAACAACAUACAACUAAUGUUAAUUCAUUUAAUGACAACUUAAGUAACAAUUUUAUGCCCUUUAAACAAGAUAAUGGUGAUACAACAUUUCAAGGAGGCACUAAAAUCUUAAAUGAUGCAGCUCAAAAAUCAAUAGAUCAUAAAACUUUAUUAGGUGGUCGUCAAGCACAUAGUAAAAGAUCUGGUUUGGGAGGAAAAAGAUUAGGCAUGGGUGCUCAGAAAAUACAUGCUAAUUUUGCUGAUAUAGAAAAAGAAGCAGAAUUAGCUGAUAAAAUGAAAUUUAGUGAACCAGAAAAAACAGUAAAUACAGAAAAAUCUAAUGAAGACCAAGAAACUCAGAUGUCAUCAAUGAGGUUAGCAUAUCAUGAUUUAAGUUUAAAGAAAAAUAAAGAAGAGGAAAAAUUAAAACAAAUUGAUCCUAAAAAAGCUGCUCAAUUAGAAAGACUUGGUAUGGGAUUUACUUCAAAAAAUAUUGUUAGUCAUUCAGCAUUAAAUGAUAUGACAGCACUAGAUAAAGAAGUAAAAAAACAAACUACAUUAGACCAUAAUGAAGAUCAAUUUUAUGAUUGUUUUGAUGAAGAUAAAACUCCUGAAAUGAUUUUAAAAAUGAUGAACAAACACCAUCAAAUUACCAGUGAUGACUUUAUGGACUUUGAUGAUUCUAUUAAAAAUUCAAAAUCAUCAUAUAUACCAUCCACUAUUGAUGUCAUUAAAAAUGAUUGGGAUAAUAUAAAACCAGCAAAAAAAGUAAACAAAGAAGUUGAAAAUGAUAAUUGGGACUCUCUUAAUGAAAGCUCUAAUAGAAGACAAGGUAGAAAUAAUAGAUUAACAAAUGUAGUGUCAAAACCUACAGAAAAUAAUGAAGCUUUUAAAAAAUUUGGUGGAGCUAAAUCAAUAUCAUCUACUCAAUAUUUUGGUGAUAAUCAAACACAAGCUGAGAAAUCAAAUCUUUCCCGUUUUGAAGGAAGUAAUAGUAUUUCGUCUGCUGAACUAUUUGGCAGAGAAGAAAUGACAGGUGUCAAUUCUACAUACCAACCGCCAGAUUUAGAUGAUGUUAAAGAAAGUGUUAAACAAGGUGUGACAAAAGUAGCUGGUAAAUUAUCAUCUCUGGCUAAUGGCAUGAUGUCAUCAUUUCAGGAAAAAUACGGAGGUUAUUAAAAUUGUCGAUGUAUUGCAUAUAAUAAGAUAUAUCUAAUAAAAUAUUUUUUAGUAUCAAUUUUA